Messenger RNA from Ostreococcus lucimarinus CCE9901, 1008 nucleotides. RefSeq lists its product with no specific name. Lineage: Eukaryota; Viridiplantae; Chlorophyta; Mamiellophyceae; Mamiellales; Bathycoccaceae. Gene Ontology annotation, cellular component: nucleus; cytoplasm. Gene Ontology annotation, biological process: endocytosis; signal transduction; peptidyl-serine phosphorylation. The coding region runs from base 1 to 1008 and encodes 335 amino acids. The transcript has a single exon. Gene Ontology annotation, molecular function: ATP binding; protein serine/threonine kinase activity. The record is from RefSeq and is a predicted model, not a curated record.
AUGAAGACGAAAAAAUUGCGGUUGAAGGAUGCGGUGGCGGCGCUCGAGCGAGACGUGCGGCGCGCUGAAUCGUCCGAGGCACUCGGCGCGGGCUCGUACGGGAAAGUUUGGAAGGCGAGAGAUUCAAAAACGGGUGCUGAGGUGGCGGUGAAGAUCGAACCGGUCGAUGAUAGUGCGAACGGUGUGGCGAGUGCGCUUGGGCGAGAGUUUGAGUUGAUGCGUCGAGUCAAAGCUUCCGAUCCGCGAUGUUUUCCCACGCCGUUGUUUUUCGGGGAACAAAGCGUCAUGGGCAAACGUUCGCGAGUGUUGGUCAUGGAUUUGCUCGGCUCUAGUUUAGAAGACAUCUCACAAAGCGUGAUGCUUGGCACUGGAUUUACGCGAGUGACGACGGCGCGGAUCGCGAAGCGGCUGUUUACGGCGCUCGAAGCGAUGCAGCGAGUCAGCGUCGUUCACGGCGACAUCAAGCCGGACAACUUGUGCACAGAAGUCCAAGCGAACGACGGCAAGAAAAGGAAUGGAAUUCUCCUCGUCGACUUUGGAGAAGCCGUGAUUUUCGACGACCCAUCGUACUCGCCGCGCAUUCAUGAGGAAGUCCCUCGGCAUCUUUGGCGCGGCACGUGGCUCUUCAGCAGCGCCAACGUCGACGGCGGCUCUGCUCUCGCCCCUCGUGACGAUUUGGAGAGCGCCAUCUUCACCCUCGCCUACCUGCGCACUGGUCGUUUACCAUGGACCCACGUCAUCGAUGAUUUCGGCGACACCGAGCUCGACGUGCGAGUUUUAGCUCCAAUCAAGCGCGCCGUCGAUUCCGGCGCCGCGUUGCUCUCGCCUCGCGGCGCCGAAGCCCCGGCGCCCGAAUGCGACGACGCCGACGUCGUCUUCUUCCACCGCGUACUCACCCACGCUCGCGGUUUAGCCAUAGAAGAUCUUCCCGAUUACCAGUUUUUGCAGCGAUGCGUCCAGGAUUGGCGGGACGCUUUGGACGCGCCGUACGACUGGCAACGGCGCUGA